This is a messenger RNA of Malaclemys terrapin pileata, 2428 nucleotides long. Its product is annotated as protein-L-isoaspartate(D-aspartate) O-methyltransferase-like. Gene Ontology annotation, biological process: protein modification process. The record is from RefSeq and is a predicted model, not a curated record. NCBI's taxonomy places the organism in Eukaryota, Metazoa, Chordata, Testudines, Emydidae. The transcript is spliced from 9 exons. Gene Ontology annotation, molecular function: protein-L-isoaspartate (D-aspartate) O-methyltransferase activity. Gene Ontology annotation, cellular component: cytoplasm. Bases 1208 to 1957 code for a protein of 249 amino acids.
UUUUAUUAUAUGUAAAAUUUAAGUCAUAGAAACUGGUUUAUUUUUGCAUGAGAUUACCUCCGUUACUCAAUCUGUAGGUUCAAAUAUUUAAAUUUUGUUGAAACUUCAAUUUAGGUUGAGACUUUCUGAUUCCAGGUGUAUAAGCUCCUUACUAGCAGCUUUAAAGGGAAACUACAGUGUAGUAUAAAAUAUCCUAACCACAAUCUCUGAUUACAAAGAAGAGGAAAUCAUUAACACAUUCUUGUGAACUGUAUCAAAUAGGAAGUCACCCUCAUUAUAGUCUGACAACAUAGUUUCAGCUACAGAAUAGAAACUCAGUAUCAAGGUAUAAUAAAGCAAGAGAUUUUCAAAUUUACACGUACAUUCUAUUUUUAAACAGCAUUUUAAAUUUUGGGGAGUUAAAUAGUGGAAAUUGAAUUAAAAAAAAACCCAUCUUGUACAUCUCCUGUCCUUAAUAAUUCCGCACCAUCUCAUCAUUAUGAAUUACUGUGAUUGACAUAAGACUGGUACAGCUUAAUAAGUCUGAAUUUGCUAGGGGAUUCUGGGAUCACGGUUCCCUUAGCAUCAGACAGGUGGUGUGGAAAGUUACUGAGUGAGAGUGCUGAACUUGCAUUUGGUUGCUGACACAACUACGUACUUUGGAUGUUUAAUCGGGGCUCUGUGUAUUUGUGCUGAUCUGGAAGAACUGUCAUGGGCAGUCAAUGGUCAGACCACCUAGAAAACACGCUGAAAACAUAGAUGGUGGACUUGGUACUAACUCACUUGGGUCAACUGAUUCCUUGGGACAGCACAACAAAGAGUUGUGGUGAAUGAUUGAUGAAAAGGUAAAGGUCAGUUGGCCUUCAGUCUGUCCCUGUAGUCCCUUCCAAAAAUAUUAAGCAGAAAAAAAAAAAACAAGUUAUGAAAUGCCAAUACAGCAUAUUUGGGGGACAUGUGACUCCUUGGAGAUAAGGGUAUAAGUACUGGGGAAUAAUCAUACAUGCCACUGCCACCCAACUACUAUCUGAGGAGGCUUGUGAUGCUGUAGGACUGCCACUAUAGCCAACACCCUACUGUGAGGGACUUUUAAAGAGACUUUUGGAUCACAAGGGUUUCAGGGUAGCCAACUCCCUGCCCCAGGGACAUUUGACAGACAAAGUGCUUGAGAAGAAGAGGAAAAGAAGUCUCCAUCUAGAACUGGUCUAGGAGGCCACUGCAUUUCUGAGAGAUGAGCCGUGUGCUGCAGUGUGCUAUAUUUACUGUGCUCAUGGGACUGUUGCUCACAAGAACCAUGGCCUGGACUUCAAGUGGGAAAACACAUGCUGAGCUACUCAACAAUCUUUACAAAAAUGGAGUGAUUAAAUCUCAACGGGUCUUGGAUGUGUUAAUGGCCACAGAUAGAGCCCACUACACCAAGUAUUUACCAUACAUGGAUUCUCCUCAGUCAAUAGGAUAUAAGGCUACAAUCAGUGCACCCCACAUGCAUGCCCAUGCUCUGGAGUUGCUGAAGGAUCAGCUAGUGGAAGGAGCAAAGGCCCUGGAUGUGGGAUCAGGAAGUGGUUACCUCACAGCUUGCUUUGCUAGAAUGGUGGGUCCCACAGGGAAGGCAGUAGGCAUAGAACAUAUUGAAGAGCUGGUUCAUGAAUCCAUUAGAAAUGUCAGAGAAGAUGACCCAACUCUGCUCACUUCUGGCCGUCUGAAACUUCUGGUUGGAGAUGGCAGGCAGGGAUACCCUGAAGAAGCACCUUAUGAUGCCAUCCAUGUUGGAGCAGCAGCAGACACUGUACCAAAGGAGUUGCUGAAAGAGUUGAAGCCAGGUGGCCGGUUGAUCUUGCCAGUUGGGCCUGCAGGUGCAAACCAGGUUCUGAUGCAGUAUGACAAAACCAGUGAUGGGCAAAUUGUGGAAACGCAACUGAUGGGCGUGAUCUAUGUUCCCCUGACAGAUAAGGAGAAGCAGUGGCCCCGGGAUGAAGUUUGACAGAAUAUCACUUACAAAAUGAUCUUGGAAAGCUCAUGAACCAGGCCCUGAAGAAGCAACUAUAGAUGUGUAUGGCUUUGCUUUAUAAAUCAAUUUUUUUUUAACUUGGACACAUCACAAAGGCAUUUUCUGCUUUUUAAAGAACUCAAUACGGAGGAGUGAGAGAAGAAUAUUCCUCCAGAUCAAUCAGCACCCAGUUCCUAAGCUGUGGAGAUCUUGUCUGAUUUCUUCCUGGACUGAGUAAAACCAGAUAAGCCCAGUUGUCCUCUUUGGUCAGCUCCACAUACAAUAUCUAUGUAAGAGAAUGGAGUGUGUGCAAUACUGUUACAGAUUUGAGAAUUCAUCUGUAUUGUACUUGAUUAAAUGGUAGUGCAUUUAUAUUCAUGACUUGCUCAUCUGAUGCCUGAAGAAAAAUUACAGUAUGUAUUUGAUCUGAUUAAUCUUCUAGAUUAAACAUAUUCUUUUCUCAUA